CUCAUCCAUCUCGACAAGCUCAUCCAUCUCGACAAGCUCAUCCAUCUCGACAAGCUCAUCCAUCUCGACAAGCUCAUUCAAUCCGACAAGCAGUCUGACAAGCUCGUCUACUUCGUCAUCUGUGGCAAGCUCGUCCCUGUCGACUCUCACGACGAGUUCGUCGACAGAUUCUUCAUCCUCGUCUUUUGUGACAACACCUCUUCGACAUCGAGUAGUACAGAAGUUAUCACCAGCACCGAAUCAAUCACCAGUACUUCUACGACUAGUAGCACAGAGUCCGUGAGCAGCACCACUUCAUCGACCCCAGUCGAGCCACCUGCUCCAACUAUCACUACUGUCGACUUCAUCGACUAUAGACUCGAGUACAAUACCUUCUACGAGGGGGACGGCUUGCUGGUGAUGCCAUCUGUGCUGGAGAGGGACGAAACAACUAUCCACAGCUGUCUCGAGGUAUGCAGCGCUCAUCAAGAUUGCGUUGCCGCGAGACACGACUCGAACCAGAAUAGCUGUCUGAUGUUCAGCUCUGUAAAUGUUGGCUCGAGGGAUACUGCUCCUGGAUUCAUGUUUGCCACAGUUCUCACAGCCAGGCCAGUUGAAGCAUACGAUGUCAUCACGUCAGAAGGACUCCAAAUUUUCUGUACAGCGCUUCUUGCGUCUAUCUCUACUAUCUCCACCCCAACUGCUUUGGCCUCCUACGAUGCCAGCCUGGUUACCUCAGCCUGUGGCAAAGCAACCUCUAUGCCUGCUACGACCACUACGUCUUCCAUCAAUAGCUCUACGUCAAGCGCUACAUCGACUGUUUCCACUUGCAUAUCCAAACCGAUUGUCGAUGCACAGCAGCAGCAGGAAGACUCAGACGCACUUGAUUUCCUGUUCUCUCACAACAACUUGACCCUGAUGCUAUCGAGUCUGCCAUACUCCGCGCUGGUUGGUACCACACUUACGCUUACGGGGGACAUUCUUCCGUCCAUUCAAUCCGCUUUACAAAAUUGGGUCCCUUGCACCUCGCACAAUGUUACCACACAGCUUCUCGCGUGUAAAGAUCUGACGAAUCCCCAGGCCUUCACAAGCUGUAUCAUAGCCCGAACAGAUCCUGCAUUCUCGAUCAGAUGGGGGCCAAACGGUUAUUUGCCGACAGCCGCACUUACCAGAUUCAUAGCCACGUGCAAAGAUGCAUUUACGACUGUCAAUGGUGCAAAAAUCACGCCGGAUAUGAGUCCGAUCUCAAUCCUCGACCAUGUGGCGGCAAAUGGCUAUACCAAGAGCCCGGCCUUUUUGAACUUGCAGUAUUACUUUGGAGAAUACAACAAGCUUUCCAUCGUCUUCGGAAUUUAA
This is a messenger RNA of Aureobasidium subglaciale EXF-2481, 1335 nucleotides long. RefSeq lists its product as uncharacterized. The transcript is spliced from 2 exons. Lineage: Eukaryota; Fungi; Ascomycota; Dothideomycetes; Dothideales; Saccotheciaceae. The annotation marks the transcript as partial. The record is from RefSeq and is a predicted model, not a curated record.